Messenger RNA from Drosophila guanche, 5406 nucleotides. It is a transcript of the gene Dp1, whose product is annotated as vigilin. The transcript is spliced from 6 exons. The record is from RefSeq and is a predicted model, not a curated record. The coding region runs from base 202 to 4146 and encodes 1314 amino acids. Lineage: Eukaryota; Metazoa; Arthropoda; Insecta; Diptera; Drosophilidae. Gene Ontology annotation, molecular function: mRNA binding. Gene Ontology annotation, cellular component: cytoplasm; nucleus.
UUUCCGAUUGCCAACAGAAUGGCAUGUUGGCCAUCACUAUUUGCCACGUUCGCUUCACUCUUUACUUUUUUUACUUGACACGCCAAGUUAUCAAACUGGAUUUUGUCAAAGGAGACUAACUAGGCCGGAUUUUUUGGAUUUUACAGUACAUGUUACUGUAACGACUUGGAACGAAAAAGGACUCUUCUCUUUUUUUAAGUAAUGCAAGCAGCCGCAGCAGUGAUGGAGGAAUCCAACGCAACCAGCAUUGAGCAACAACCGAUCGCCCUCAUCAACGGCCAAGAGCAGGUGUCCAACGAUCAGCCACCAUCCUCGCCCACUUCGGUGGCAACGCCCACCAGCACCAACAGCGGAGGCACUGGCACUGGCAAUGCCACGGCCGCGUUUAGCUACGACGACCUAUUCCCGGCCCUGCCGGCCAAUACUUCGGCGCCUGCGCUGUCUGGCCCCUCCAGCUCGUCGCUAGCCCGAGUGACAAGCUCGCAGAAGACGCAGGUGUUGCACGUUCCCUGCGAAGAGCGAAAGUCGACGGAGUCCGAAAAGUUUGGCGAAGGCGAAUCAAAGCGGAUUUGCCAGCAAAUCACCAAGGAGACCGGCGCUCAGAUUGAAAUCGUCAGCGGCAAGAACCAGUCGCUCACCUUCCUGAUCAAGGGCAAGCAGAGCGAGCUGUUGGACGCUCGGCGCAAGAUUCUGAUGAGUUUCUCAACGCAGGCCAGCCGGCAGGUGACCGUGCCCCGUGAGCACUACCGCGUGAUCCUGGGCAAGGGUGGCCAGCGGCUGCGGGAUCUGGAGCGCCUCACCUCGACACGCAUCAAUAUCCCGAGUCAAGGCGACGAGAGCGAAUUCAUCACCAUUGCCGGCACGAAGGAGGGGAUCGAGAAGGCGGAGCAGGAGAUCCGCCAGCUGUCUGCGGAGAAGUACAAGAAGUCGUCGGACCGAACCACGAUUCCUAAGAUCUACCAUCCGUUCAUUGUGGGUCCCUACAGCGAGAACUUAAACAAGCUGCAGGAGGAGACGGGCGCCAAGAUCAACGUGCCGCCUCAGCAGGUGCAGAAGGACGAGAUCAUUAUCUCGGGCGAGAAGGAUGCUGUCGCAGCGGCCAAGGAAAAGGUCGAGGCCAUCUACAAGGAGAUGGAGAAGAAGUGCUCCACGGUGAGCGUUGAGGUGGCCAAGCCACAGCAUCGCUAUGUCAUCGGUCCCAAGGGCUCAACCAUUGCCGAGAUCCUGCAACGCACCGGUGUCUCCGUCGAGAUGCCUCCGAACGAUUCCAAUCUGGAGACGAUAACGCUGCGCGGCCCGCAGGUCGCCCUCGGCAAUGCCCUCACUGUUGUCUACCAGAAGGCCAACUCGGUCAAGUCUGUGGAAAUCAAUGCGCCGCACUGGAUCCACAAGUACGUGAUCGGCCGCAAGGGAGCCAACAUGAAGCAGCUUGAGGAGGACUGCCCCAACGUGAACGUGAACUGUCUCGAGGACAAGAUCAAGCUCGAAGGCGACCCGGAGAACGUGGACAAGGCCAUUUCCUACUUGACCGAGAUUAUACGCAACUACGAGGAAAACUUCACCUUUGAGGUGAUGACGGUGAACCCCUCGUACUACAAGCAUAUUAUCGGCAAGGCCGGAUCGAAUGUCAACCGGCUCAAGGACGAGCUGAAGGUGAACAUCAACAUCGAGGAGCGCGAGGGUCAGAACAACAUCCGUAUCGAGGGGCCCAAGGAGGGCGUGCGGCUGGCGCAGCUUGAAUUACAAGAAAAAAUCGACAAACUGGAAAAUGAAAAGUCAAAGGAUGUGAUCAUCGAUCGGCGCCUUCACCGCUCCAUUAUUGGGGCCAAGGGCGAGAAAAUCCGCGAGGUGAAGGACCGCUAUCGCCAGGUGACUAUCACGAUACCCACACCCCAGGAGAACACGGACAUUGUGAAGCUGCGCGGCCCCAAGGAGGAUGUGGACAAGUGCCACAAGGAUCUCAUGAAACUGGUUAAGGAAAUCCAGGAGUCGUCGCACAUCAUCGAAGUGCCCAUCUUCAAGCAAUUCCACAAGUUCGUCAUCGGCAAGGGCGGCGCCAACAUUAAGAAGAUUCGCGAUGAGACCCAAACGAAAAUCGACCUGCCCGCUGAGGGGGACACCAACGAGGUGAUAGUCAUCACUGGCAAGAAGGAGAACGUCUUGGAGGCCAAGGAGCGCAUUCAGAAAAUCCAGAACGAGCUCUCCGACAUUGUCAGCGAGGAGGUGCAGAUCCCGCCCAAGUACUACAACUCCAUUAUCGGCACAGGGGGCAAACUCAUCUCCUCAAUCAUGGAGGAGUGCGGCGGAGUGUCCAUCAAGUUCCCCAACAGCGACUCUAAGAGCGACAAGGUCACCAUUCGAGGACCCAAGGAUGACGUUGAGAAGGCCAAGGGACAGCUGCUGGAACUGGCCAAUGAGCGGCAGCUGGCAUCCUUCACCGCCGAGGUGCGGGCCAAGCAGCAGCACCACAAGUUCUUGAUCGGCAAGAAUGGCGCUUCAAUUCGCAAGAUCCGCGAUGCCACGGGCGCACGCAUCAUCUUUCCAUCGAACGAGGACACGGACAAAGAGGUGAUCACCAUCAUUGGCAAGGAGGAUAGUGUAAAGAAGGCCAAGGAGCAGCUGGAGGCGAUCAUUAAGGAGUGCGACGAGGUCACUGAGGGCGAGGUGGCCGUCGAUCCCAAGCACCACAAGCACUUUGUGGCCAAGCGGGGACUCAUCCUGCACCGCAUUGCGGAGGAAAACGGAGGAGUGAUGAUCUCCUUCCCCCGCGCUGGCACCAACUCAGACAAGGUGACGCUCAAAGGCGCCAAAGACUGCAUCGAGGCUGCCAAGCAGCGGAUCGAGGAGAUCGUGGCCGACCUCGAGGCUCAGACCACCAUUGAGGUGGUCAUCCCGCAGCGCCAGCAUCGCACGAUUAUGGGUGCACGAGGCUUCAAGGUGCAGCAAGUCACAUCCGAGUUUGAUGUUCAAAUAAAGUUCCCCGAUCGGGAUGCCACCGAGCCAGUGGAGGGUCUCAGCCUCACAAAUGGCGGAGUGAAUGGAGAGGGAGAGGGCCAGGAUGGCGAGGCCGGCGAGUCGACCGCUGUAGAUGGAGCAGAGCCCGUGCGGCAGUGUGAUGUCAUCCGCAUCACCGGCCGCAUAGAUAAGUGCGAGGCCGCAAAGCAAGCCCUGCUCGACCUCAUUCCCAUUGAGGAAGAGCUGAGUGUUCCUUUCGACCUGCACCGCACCAUCAUUGGGCCUCGCGGCGCUAAUGUCCGGCAGUUUAUGUCCAAGCACGAUGUGCAUGUCGAGCUGCCACCCAGCGAACUCAAGUCGGACAUCAUCAAGGUCUCGGGCACUCCGGCCCAUGUGGCCGAGGCCAAGGAGGCGCUGGAAAAGAUGAUCGAAGACUUUGAGGCUGACCGGGCCGAUCGCGAGCUGCGCUCGUUCGUGCUUCAGCUGGACGUGGACCAGGAGUAUCACUCAAAGCUCAUUGGUCGCCAUGGUGCCGUCAUCAACAAGCUGCGUGCUGACCACGACGUGAACAUCUCGCUCCCCAAGCGGGACGAUCCCAAUCAACGCAUCAUUUCCAUCACCGGCUAUCAGGCCAAGGCGGAGGCAGCUCGCGAUGCCAUUCUGGAAAUCGUCGGGGAUCUCCAGACACUUCACCGCGAGGUUAUCGAAAUCGACACGCGGGUCCACUCCCACAUCAUUGGCCAUCGUGGGCGCACUAUUCGCAAAAUCAUUGAAGAUUACAAGGUGGAUAUCAAAUUCCCCUCCUCCGACGAUGCUCAAAACAAUCCCAAUGCCGUGACCAUCAUUGGCAAGGAGGAAGAUGUGGAGAACGCUAAGGAUGUGCUCCUCAGCAUGGCCGAGGAUUACGAGCGCGACUACUUGGAAAACUUGCCGCCCUCUCCCCAGCCGCAGACAGUGGGGGCCUUCCUCACUGGUGCUGGGGGCAACUCGGGCUCGGGUGCUGUCGGUGGUGGUGGUGCCAACGAGAACGGAUUCAUCAUGAAGGAUGCGCCGUGGGAGAAGCAAAAGCAACAAGCCAAGAAUCUAACUGCGCCUAACACUCAGUCGCAGGAGGAUUUCCCACACUUUGCUGCGGGCGGGGCUGCAGUCGCCACCACGCCCAUCACCUCCGUGUGGGGCCCCAAGAACUAACUAGUUCGGGGCAAGUGCGUCCCCAGCAGCAGAAGCAAUACUACCCGUUGCGGUGCGUCGCGGGGACUGAACCUGGAGCGGGUGGAGAGGAGAGCAUCGGAACAGCAGAAGUCGUGCGGGCGUCUCGUCUCGUCUCGUUAGUCGAAAACUAGUGUCAAAACGGUAUAGGUUGUCUCCUAGGAGCUUUUCUACAACGCAAUUUGUGCAGGUUAAUUGAAGAAGACAAAUGACAAAACAGGAAACUAUUUUUGUAUAAUUUGAUACAGAAUCAACACAAGCCCGACCACACACAGACACACAUACACAGAUAUACAGCUCGCCCACAAUCAUAAAAUUGCAUUUAUACAACAUAGAAUACAAACAGACAAACAAACAGACAGACAGACAAACAUCCGACUCAGGCGCCCAUGGUUCUGUUGCCCCGUAACCUGCAAUGUGUGUUUUUUGGGGGCCCUGGCCACUAUAUAUGUAACACUUAAUUGCCACUUUCUUUUAUGUAACCAUUUUGUUUCAUUUUCAACACAUAAUAUUCUAAUUAGUUCAAGCCCUAAAGUAAGCAGAAAGCUCAUGAUUUGUUAAUUCAAUUUGAAAGUGACUCAGCACGGUCAAGAACGAAAAUAAUUGUAAGCAUAAAAUGUUAAUUAUUUACACUCGCCGCUCCUUAUUUUUGUUUAUUUGCUAAAUUCUAUCUCGUAAUUGUUCUGAUAAUACAAUACACAAUUCUCUCCUUCCCCCCUUCGUUUUUAAAAACGUUGCUGCCCAUUUUCUGCAAGCCCGAGCUAGUUGUUAUAUUUUAGUUCGAAAGAGAACGAUUUGAACGUUGAUUGAUUGAUUAUAUUGUAAUAACGUUUUUUGCGUUUAUGGGCUGAGUGGAAGUGGGACGAACGACGAACAACAAAAUACAAAUUUAUAAAUUAAAAUAAAAUGUACUCCAUUUUCCACUCGCCUCCUCCUGCUCCUGUUCACAUGACUCGGCGUCAACGGCUGAUACGAACACGAAAAGAACACCCAAAACAACCCCACUCACAUUUCAAAAUGAACACCAACAUUUUAAUUUUGUGCAAUCUUCUUGAUUUAUAUUAAAUUGUUUUUGACCUAUGAUGAAUGUUUCCCACUUAAAUAACUUAUGCACUUUUUAUUAAUACCUUGUAUCGAGUGUCGGCUGUUUUCUCGACAUAUGUAUACACCCCGUGCAUUAUUUGAAAGUUGAAACACAAAGUAUGAGAAAAAUUCUAAUUUUUUACUUGCUAUUCAAUAAAA